AUGGGGUCACGUCCAUGUGCGAGGCUCUGCGCCCAUGUGCGGCGUUAUUCGACGCGUCCGCGUAUCUAUGUAUCACACUCCAAUGAUGCGCUAUUUAACUUGGCAUGGGAAGAUUUCGUAUUCCGUACGACCCCGGGAGACGUACCAGCCUGCUUCUUGUACAUCAAUGAGCCGUGUGUCGUGGUUGGGCGGAAUCAGAAUAUAUGGAGCGAAGUAGAUCCAAAGGCUAUGUGUAAGCAUCGUGUACCCAUCGUACGACGACUCAGUGGCGGUGGCGCCGUGUAUCAUGACCUUGGCAACUUGAAUUUUUCGUUCCAUUCUUCCAAGACACAUUUCCUACGCGCUACACACACAGAUCUCAUCACACGCGCAUUGCGCUCACCACCCAUUUCGUUACCAGAUCGAUUUGGACAUGCGCCCGUAUUCCGCACACAGCGAAAUGAUCUGGCUGUGUACGAUGUACAUGCGACGCAUGCAUCUGAUGAGAGCGUGCGUAAAGUAUCUGGCAGCGCGUAUAAACUGGCAAGUGGGCGCGCGUAUCACCAUGGCACCCUGCUGUUACAGGCCAAUUUGCAGCGUAUGUCCAUGCUUAAGCAGCGCCGCAAUCAUAUUGCGUCCAAGGCCGUAGCCUCAGUGCCUUCGCCUGUGGCAAAUUUGGUGGAUACGUUUCCAGCGCAUGCGGAGCGACUUGAAUGGCCUUGCUUGUUCUCGGCUAUUCGUGCCGAGUUUGAGCGUAUGUAUGGUGCAAGUGAGAUGGUGGAUGUGGACGUAUCUUACCUCGACGCACGCGCGUCCGAUGGUCGACGUCAAGUAACGCCGCGUGCUACCUACGAGGACAUGCAGACGUGGAAGUGGCUGUAUGGCUCUUCACCCGCUUUCCAAGUCCGUGCGUCGACGAAAGACGUGCCGUAUGAUGUUCCUCUUGAUCUUGUGCUCACAUGUGAGCGCGGCAUCAUUGUGCGUGUGGAUGCCGAGUCACCCGAUACCCCCACCCGUCUCGCCGCCCAGGCUUUGAUCGGUGUCAAGUACGACGCCGUCGCUCAGGCACCGCCGUCUCGCGUGCCUCCAAAUGCAUGGCAUACACAUGAAAAAUUAGGGGCAUGGCUAUAUCGUGCAUUAUAA
This is a messenger RNA of Malassezia restricta, 1122 nucleotides long. RefSeq names its product lipoate---protein ligase. Bases 1 to 1122 code for a protein of 373 amino acids. The record is from RefSeq and is a predicted model, not a curated record. Gene Ontology annotation, molecular function: lipoyltransferase activity. Lineage: Eukaryota; Fungi; Basidiomycota; Malasseziomycetes; Malasseziales; Malasseziaceae. Gene Ontology annotation, biological process: protein lipoylation. Gene Ontology annotation, cellular component: cytoplasm; mitochondrion. The transcript has a single exon.